AAUAAUUGAAUGCGCUGGCGGGGAGGUGUACGCAUGCGUGGUUCGACGGCGAAGGGCGGGAGUGUGCGCCGCACGCAGGCGCAGUGCCGGCUGACGAGGUGGUUCCGGUGUGGCGGCGGCCCGUGACCAUGGUGGUGCCGUUGGCGGCGGCCGGGGGUCCCAGCGGGCAGUGAGGGGGUCGGUGAGCGGGCAGCGCCGACCGCAGGCUCCGUCCUGCUGCAGGUUAUGAACAUCUGUGAACGUGACCAGCCCUUGACUCAUUUUUGUCCGGAUUGCACACACCAACCACGGAGGGACAGAUUAAGCCAACUGUGUGCAGAGUCACCAUUUAUCUUCAGAGAGACAUGUCUGGGGACACCUGCUUAACUUCACCUUGUCCUUCCUCUGGAGCCAAACCCAAGGCCAUCAGCUUUAAAGGAGGAAGCAUGGGGAACAAAUACAUCAGGUUAAAUGUUGGAGGCUCGCUGUAUUAUACCACUGUUCAGAUUUUAACCAGACACGACACCAUGCUGAAGGCAAUGUUUAGUGGAAGAAUGGAAGUACUGACUGACAAAGAAGGUUGGAUCCUUAUUGACCGUUGUGGGAAACAUUUUGGCACUGUCUUGAACUACCUGAGGGAUGACUCAAUUAUCCUUCCAAAGAGUAGGCGGGUAAAGGAACUGUUGGCAGAGGCUAAAUAUUACCUCAUUCAAGGCCUAGUGGAUGUCUGUCAGACAGCUUUACAGGAAAAGAAUGAAUGCUGUGAAGUUGCUUGCACGAUCCCCAUGAUAACAUCUCCCAAGGAGGAAGAAAGACUAAUUGAAAGCUGUGCUAAGCCAGUUGUGAAGCUGCUGCACAACAGGAGCAACAACAAGUAUUCCUACACUAGCAACUCUGAUGACAAUUUGCUAAAGAAUGUUGAACUGUUCGACAAACUGUCCCUGAGAUUUAACGGAAGAGUGCUUUUUAUGAAGGAUGUCUUAGGAGAUGAGAUUUGCUGCUGGUCAUUUUAUGGACAGGGCCGCAAGCUUGCUGAGGUUUGCUGUACCUCCAUUGUGUAUGCAACAGAAAAGAAACAAACAAAGGUUGAAUUUCCUGAAGCAAGAAUUUACGAAGAGACAUUGAACGUCUUGCUUUAUGAAACGCCACGUGUACCUGAUAACUUGCUGUUAGAGGCUACUAGUCGAACAUCUGUUCAAGGGUCACACAGUGAAGAUGAGGAGGCAUUGGAAGUUAGAGAUCGUGUGCGUAGAAUACACGUGAAAAGAUACAGCUCAUAUGAUGAUAGACCCCUUGGACACCAGCCUGCCUACAGAGACUAAAAUCAAACAUUCCUGGGUAUAUAUUUACAUUUUUAAAAAAAAUUGUGUACUAAUGGUCAUCACUGUGCAGAUCAUCCUGGAAUAUGAAGAUAACUGACUGAUGGCAGAAGGGAAACCUGUGUGCUUUUAAGUUUAAUUUUCUGUAAUCUGUUAUCUUGAUUUUCAUUCUUCUGGAAAAAAAAUGCCUUAAGUGGAGCUGAAAUACAUCUCAAAACUUGUGCAUAAAUUUUCCCUUAAUUGUGGACGAUCCUUCUAUUGAUGUUUGGCAUGUUCCAGAAAUCUGCAAUCCAAAGUGAUGUAACUCGUUACAGCACCUGACUAGCUCAUGGCAGUGGGAAUUCAAUACCAAUGCCAGUGAAUUGUCAUUCUGUCAUGACCAUGAACAUUUGACAGAGAAGGUCAAAAUUACCAUAAUUCCCAGGUGAUUGCUGCACAUUUGCAUAAGACUAUGGAGGCCUUUGGUAAAGAGGCCCUCCCCUUUUUACCACUGUUACUUUAUUUUGGAUUCUGCCCUUGUAUCACUGGGAAGUCCAAAUGUGUGCCUGAGCAGGAAUAUUGCUAAUUUCAUACUUGGCUUGCAUUCCUGUUCUGUAUAUGUCAGUAUCAUAUCGCAUUUACUUCCAAGGCUAUUGAGGAAGUGUUCGUUUAUACCUCUUAGACCUUUUGGAGUAUUUCAGUCAAAAGUUGCUGUAUAGAAAGAGGAUCUUUUUUGGGAGAUAGAGUGGAGAGAAUGAGAAGAGUAAUUUACAUUUCUUACUGCAUCUCUCCCAAAGUAUUCUUUCAAGUCGAUUGCGAUUGCAAAUUAAUAUUUCACACACUUAACGUGCUUUUUUUUUGGUUCAGUUUACAACAUUUGGGAUUGAAGUGCAUUAGAAUUUUGGAUAGUUUUGAAACAUUCCACCUGUUACAAACCUCACAGAACUGUGGCAGCUUAUAUUUGUGGUGAAAUAUUUCACAUGCAUUUUUAAUCUGAUUUGUUCAGGUUUUUUUUGUUAAUACGCAGUAUGGGAUGACUAUUUUUAUUUUCUUCUUUAUGAUGGUAGUACAGCUGUGCAGGUGAAAUUUAUUUUGACUGGACCAGAAUUUAAAUUUGUUUUUGUAUUUAUGUACCCAUUGUUCUAUUCUUCUGGACUGAGAUGCUUAAAACUAUUUUGUAUCAUUUAGGACGGAAUAGUGAUGUGUCUAACAUUUGCCUGGUAAAACUGCAGUUUGUAUACUAAUGUAAUUUUUAACGAAAUUGUAUUUAAAUAACAUAUAGGUGGCUCAAGCAAACGAAGGUUGGAUUUUCGACCAGAAAAGUUUGUUUUUGAUAACUGCCAGUUAAUAUACUGUAGAAUCCUUCCAUACACCAUGGCUGUCUUCAGGUCAGAGAUAAAAUAACUAGCAGAGUUUAUUCCUUUUCAGCUCUUUUCCCCCAUCUUUCCACUGUGAUACAGAGCCUGCUGCCCAGCUAUAGAGCAGCUUUGUCUAACUGAAAAAAAACUUACAGCUGAUGAAACAUUCAGGAGUGAGUCUGUGCCAAAAAUUGAGUCAUGAGUCCUUUUCAGGUGAUCAAGGUUACUUCAUCUGUUUCUUUUCAGUGAUGGUCUUGGCUGCAAGAGGAGUUCAGGCGCUGUUUUUUCACAAUCCUACUUAUUGAAACAGAAACUACUUGCCUCGGUGCCAAUCAUAAGUCCUUAAAAGCUCACCGAAUUGACCUUGCAAUGCGUCUUAAUAACAUUUUCCAGGUGUGUAUAUUUUUCUAAGUUAGUUUUGCCCUAAGAGCUAGAAUUAUUCCCAAACUAAACAGAUACAUCAGCGGCAAUAUCUCCACUCGUAAAGAUAUUGUCCGGAAUCCAAGUCUUCCCCGUACCAUCCCUAAACCUUGGUUCUGUAGGUGCACACCAGUCCUGGAGGCCAUAAACAGAGGAUUUCUGAAACACGAUUGUGCCUUUGGAACCUCUUUUUUUGCAUGGCAAGACACCUACUUGAUACAUGGCCCAAAGAUUCAUUAGCAGACUGACACCUCUGACACAACCUGGUCAAUAGAAUUUUUCACAAGAUGAAAUAGGAAACAAGUUUCUUUCUAUUUUGAUUUUGAGGUUUUUGGAUUUACCCUGUGCUGCAUACUUUUUACAUAUUCUGCCCUAGCCUGUCAAUUUCCCCUUUCCUAUCCUAUGCUAUCUCUCUUUUAAUUUCAUCUUGACUUAUUAAACAUCUUGCUCUUGGAGCCCUUUCUUUUCCGCCCCCCCCCCCCCCCCCCAUUUAGUUUAAAGCCCUAUUCAUAAGCCUAUUUAUGUGAUUUGUCAAGACACUAUGGAGAUGGACGAUUAGUCCAUAUUUCACCCUUGGUCUUGUUAAGAUAGCCCAGUGGACUAGUAAUGACGGAUAGAUAGUGAUAUAGGACUGAGAGGGAAUUUGGGAGGAUGCAGAAGAGUCCACGUGUGCUUUCCAUACUAGAAUAUUAGGCUCCAUUUCAUGCUGUUUAACAGAGGCAGUGUGAUUGAAUUUCCAUCACAGUGCCCACCUUCAUGCCAUAAUAUUGUUUGAAUAACUAUGCUUUAAGGUGCCUACUGUGUGAUCAUUUCAAAAAUUCAACAACAACAGAUACGCUGAGCCACUUUUUAGACAAUCUUAACACUGUUCUUUUACCACCUCAAACUUAAAUCCAAAUCCCCCUCCAAUUUGGGGGGAAGGGAGCAUCAACAAUCAUGCCGUAAAAAUGUUGUCACCAUUUUAUAAAUGAGAGAGCCUAGAUCCUCAACAUGGAAUUGUCCUUUAGCCUCUUAUGUUCACUGCUGUAGGAAGUGAAAUAACCCAGAUUUUCAUGUGCAGCCCAAAAUGGUACACUACUCAAUAUCAAUUCUGAAAUAUUUUAAUUGACCACACCAAUAUUGCCAUUAAGUGUAAAUUGGAAACAUUUGAGCAAAAAGCAAAAUCUUUUUGUUCAAACACUUCACCUAAAUUAUUAUUUUUCCAUAAUUUGCCUGCAAUUACAGAUGAGUGAUGACAUUCAAAUUGUGAUUUGUGUGUGUGUUUCCAAAUCCCCUUUUACUCAUUAACCAAUUUGUAACCCACAUACUGCAGUGAUUAAGAUUCAACUCACAACUGUGGAUUCUCUUAUUGGAAUUAACCUUUAAAAUGGUUGGUUAACUAACAAACUGGAAUACUCGCUUGCAAAACCACUCUCUGUAAAUAAAUUUGCUCUUAACACUGUGAUGAAUUAUUUUUCCACGAUGUUGCUGUGUCGCACACAUUUCAAACAAACUCAAGUAGCACUACCUGAGGAAUAACUUUAUAGAAGUGUAUCCUGUGCAGAAGUGUUGCUCCUUUUUAAAUGUUAAGCAAAAAUGUUUGCCAACCUUAAUAAAAUUUGUGAUGGUUGCUGUUAUGUGUGAGCUCUUUUUGCUGUAUACUGAUGGUUUUUAAUGUAUGUCUUGUAUGUUUCAAGAA
Messenger RNA from Pristis pectinata (smalltooth sawfish), 4733 nucleotides. Its product is annotated as BTB/POZ domain-containing adapter for CUL3-mediated RhoA degradation protein 2-like. NCBI's taxonomy places the organism in Eukaryota, Metazoa, Chordata, Chondrichthyes, Rhinopristiformes, Pristidae. Gene Ontology annotation, biological process: protein ubiquitination; protein homooligomerization; negative regulation of Rho protein signal transduction. Gene Ontology annotation, molecular function: protein binding; ubiquitin-protein transferase activity. The record is from RefSeq and is a predicted model, not a curated record. Gene Ontology annotation, cellular component: Cul3-RING ubiquitin ligase complex.